AUGACCGCUUCUCAGCUCGAGCCGGUCCGGGUUCACCCCCGUCGUCGUCCCGUCUUAAACUCGACUCUGCCCUCGCUGGACACCGAAGAUGUUUCUUCUAAGAUGUGUUUGAAGAAGGGAGAAACAUUCAACACUCCUACUUCCCCCCCUUGUGUUGGGCGUGACCCUAUUUUGAACAUCCGUUCCCUACCUCGUCGCUCGCCUACCUCGCUUGACGGUAUUGCGGCUAGCGAGCAGCGCAUGGCGUCCAUCUUGGAACGUCUGACUCUGGAAGACCGUGACGACGAUUCAAAUGCUAGCCAGGACGACGUCUCUGAGAAGAAGACUGAACGGCCUGUGCACUCCCAUGAAUCUGACAGCGGCUUGGGCUCAUCUGUCAGUAGCGCCGAGUCUGUUGACGGCAAAGGUGUGUUUUCCUCUGACAUGUAUACGCAGGAUAAAACUCACCACCUAUCAGUGACUGUCGAUACCGAUGGUCCUCAGUCAGCCAUUACCGACCCGACUCCCUCCCUUAAGGUGUCCUCACGGCCGCAGCUUGGGCUCGCCGCCUGUAAACAAAUCGAGCGCUUUAUAUUGGUGCCGAUUCUGAAGGAGCCUAAACUGAAGCCUUUCCACCCACUAGUCCAGAGUGUUCCGGCUCGAAUUGUGAAUAAACAAAUCACAUGCCUCAGGGACCUUGAAAAGACCCUUUUGUGGCUAGCACCGAAGCUUUCAACCUUACGAUCCGCCUAUCUCAACUUCGCCGAGUUCACGAUCCAGUGUCUUCAUACUUCCGCUUCUCACUUGAACGACCGCGACCAGCGACUUCCCGCCGACCGCCCGUAUACUAACGGGUACUUUCUUGAUCUUGUGUCGCAGGUUCGACGCUACGCUGCCUUGAUUCGUUCCAACCGCGAACGCGUUGAAGCAGCUCAGGCCCAGGAGGCCCCAGACUCGAAGGCUGAGAAAGAGAAAGCGACCGCCUUUGUCCCAACUGCUACUCUGGAAGGCGGAAUGUCUCAAAACGGGAAGCCCGCUGAACUUAUUGUCGUCCAAGAGGACGGCAAGGCCAUCUCAAUGGCCACUGGACUCCCCUAUGAUAUGACAACUCCUGCGACCUUCAAGCGCGCCGUCAGCUUCGACGAGAAGGUUGACGAGGGUGUCCAGCGGUCCAUGGCACGUCGCAAGAAGAACGCUCCUCCUAUGGACAUUAACCAGAAGUGCAAUCACUGUGACAAGGUCUUCAAGCGUCCGUGCGAUUUGACCAAGCACGAGAAGACUCACUCGCGCCCCUGGAAGUGCAGCGAGUCCACUUGCAAAUAUUUCGAAGUCGGCUGGCCAACUGAGAAGGAGCGCGAUCGCCAUGUUAAUGACAAGCACUCGGAUACUCCUAGCCUCUACAAAUGCCAGUUCCAGCCCUGCACCUAUGCCUCCAAGCGCGAGAGCAACUGCAAGCAGCACAUGGAGAAAGCCCACGGGUGGGUGUACGUUCGAUCCAAGAACAAUGCCCGUGGCGGUAGCACUGGCAAGCGUGGCUCGUCGGUUCAGGCCACCCCAGGUACCCCCAGUGUGUCCACUCCUGCCUCCCGCUCUGCGGAUUUCUCUACUCCCUUCUCGGCACCCAGCGCCUCCCCUCAGGAGCAUCCUAUGUUCCAGGACAACGUGCCGUUUAACUUCAAUGAUCCUCCUGUGCCGGUUCGCGGUGAUGAUUUCCCUCCUCUCUUUGAGAACUCUCCGUACCAGACCUCGUCGGUGGGCAUGGGUAACGAGUUUACUUUCCCCACUUCGAUGAACCUCGAUGCUUUCCAAAAUCAGUUUGAAGCAGGUGAACCGGAUGGCCUUAUUCCGGCUCUCGAGAUGCACCGUCAGUCGAUGAACUCAAUGUCUAUUCCCUCGGCCGACUCGGUCCCAGACCUUAUGGGACCCUCUAUGUCCUUCGACGGAUCCCCCAUGGCCACCACUGACAACAGCGUCACUUUUGACCUUGACUGGAGCCGAUUGGACUACAACUCUAUGCAAGAGGAUGUGCAGGCUUUGAACAUGCAGCUGCCUACUCCCAGCUCUGACCACAGCGGACUCAAGCCUUACGUUGACAACUCCAUGUGCGCCAACAACUACAUGGGUUACGAGGCUCCCAACAAGGUCUCCGGACUCUCUCCCAAUGCCCAGGGCAACUUGAUGCUGUACUCCCCGAGAUCUGGCCAGGCCGACGAGCACUACGAUUAUCAAUUCCAGGCUCCUGCUGGCAAUGACUUCACCCUCUACGAUCAAUCGCACCGUAUGAGCAUGAACGCUGCCUCCCACGUCACACCACCGAUGACCCAGCAGACAUCUGCCAGUCAAUACGCCCAACAGCCCCAACGUACUCAGCCCAUGUUUCCGCCUCUCGACCGCGACGUCGCCAUCCAAGACAUCCAGUCUUGGGCCGAGCAGUCCCAACAAGGCAACCACUACGACCCUUACAUGGGCCCGAACGGAGAGUACGAAUACAUGAAAUAG
This is a messenger RNA of Penicillium atrosanguineum, 2478 nucleotides long. RefSeq names its product putative C2H2 transcription factor (Ace1) (gene ace1). NCBI's taxonomy places the organism in Eukaryota, Fungi, Ascomycota, Eurotiomycetes, Eurotiales, Aspergillaceae. The record is from RefSeq and is a predicted model, not a curated record. The transcript has 4 exons. The coding region runs from base 1 to 2478 and encodes 825 amino acids.